Acanthamoeba castellanii str. Neff is the source of this 645-nucleotide messenger RNA. Its product is annotated as ribosomal L22e protein family. Gene Ontology annotation, molecular function: structural constituent of ribosome; RNA binding. The record is from RefSeq and is a predicted model, not a curated record. Lineage: Eukaryota; Discosea; Longamoebia; Acanthamoebidae. The transcript is spliced from 3 exons. The coding region runs from base 1 to 645 and encodes 214 amino acids. Gene Ontology annotation, cellular component: ribosome. Gene Ontology annotation, biological process: cytoplasmic translation.
AUGUCCACCGCCGCUAAGGGCAAGUCCACCAAGGCCGCUCCCAAGAAGGCCGCCACUCCCGCCAAGGAGACCAAGGCCGCCGCCCCUAAGGCCGCCGCUCCUAAGCCCGCCGCUGCCCCCGCCAAGGCCGUCGCCGCCAAGAAGGAGGCCGCCAAGAAGGCCGCUGCCCCCGCCAAGGCUGCCGCUGCCAAGGCCGCCGUGGCUAAGCCCGCCGCCGUCAAGGCCCAGACCCCCAAGGUCAAGGUCGCCCCCGCCAAGCCUAAGGUGAAGAAGGUGAAGGGUAAGGGCAAGGGUAAGCCCAAGAAGAAGGUGCUCAAGUUCGUGCUCGACCUCUCCGACCCCGUUGAGGAUGGCAUCAUGGACCCCAACUCCUUCGAGAAGUACCUUCACGAUCGCAUCAAGGUGAACGGCAAGGCUGGCCAGCUCGGUAACUCCGUCAAGAUCACCAGGGAGAAGACGAAGCUCACCGUGAGCUCGACCAUCCCCUUCUCCAAGAAGUACGUCAAGUACCUCACGAAGAAGUACCUGAAGAAGCAGCAGCUGCGCGAUUGGCUUCGCGUGGUCUCGCAGAGCAAGAACACCUACAAGCUCAAGUACUUCAACAUUCACGACCAGGACGAGGAUGCUGCCGCCGAGGAGCAGUAA